Theobroma cacao (cacao) is the source of this 3279-nucleotide messenger RNA. The record is from RefSeq and is a predicted model, not a curated record. NCBI's taxonomy places the organism in Eukaryota, Viridiplantae, Streptophyta, Magnoliopsida, Malvales, Malvaceae.
CUAAACCCUUGCACUCGCUGGCAAGUACGAACCAGGGUUUUUAUUUUGCUGAGAAAACUUUAUUCCAUUAUUUUUCUCGGAAGCCAAACAGUUAUAUUCAGUGUGUAGUACAAUGGUGCGUUCCAAGGCUCCUUCAAAGAAGCAGCAAAAGAAAGGCAUAGAUUUCAAAAAAAUAAAGAGAAAGCUUGGACGGAAGUUGCCUCCACCGAAGAAUGCGACAAACACUGAAAUUAAAUCCAAGGCAAUUGUACUUCCUGAGCAGAGUGUGGCAACAAACAAGGAAGGCUUAGCUGUGAGCAAGAAAGGAUUGACUUUGAAAGAACUUCUUCAGCAAACAUCUCAUCACAACGCCAAAGUUCGAAGAGAUGCACUAAUGGGCAUUAAGGAUUUAGUCCUUAAGCAUCCAGCAGAGUUGAGGUUGCAUAAAUAUGCGGUUAUAGAGAAACUGCGGGAGCGCAUAAGUGAUGAUGAUAAAGUAGUUAGAGAAGCAUUAUAUCAACUGUUUAAGUCUGAAAUUUUCCCUGGCUGUGCUGAGGAUAAUCAAGGGCUUUUCAUCUCCUUGGUGAUGACUUAUAUUUUCAAUGCAAUGACAAAUUUAUCAAUAGACAUUCGCUUGAUGGCUUUCAGAUUUUUUGAUCUUGUUGUGCAGUACCAUCCUCCAUGCUUUUCCUUAUAUGCUGAAAAGAUUCUUCAGAGUUAUGAAGAUAUUUUAAGGAAGAACCAGUUUUAUUUAGAAGACAAGGGAAAGCUCAAAAGUACUCUUUCUGGGUUAGUCCGUUGCUUGUCAUUAUUGCCAAGUAAAAAGCCAGGAUGUCAAAAGAAUAUUUUAGGAGAGAGGAAAAUUCAUGCUUUUGAGCCUGAUGUGCCUACGGAAAAUACUGGGUUCUCCGUCAUCAUAAAGAAAUUAAAGGAGCUUGUUCUGGUUUUAAUCAACUGUUUCCAAGAUUUUAUUCCAUUGCUAAAUUCUAUGCCGCAAUUGGAUGCACAAUCAUUUGAUUGUAUUUUAUCUAUACUUCAAAGCAUAGAUAUUGCAGUAAGGUUUUUUAUUUAUGGUAACCAUGAGGAAUCACCAGAAGCAAACCCUCUCCAAGUAACAUGGGAUCAAACUCUCUUGUCUGGCUUGUCAAAGAAGUUACUGGGGGUGUUUCCCCUCUAUCCAAAGCAUCACCUUUCUGUAAAGGAGGAUGAUAGGUAUUUUAUCUUGAAUAUUGUGAUAACGGAGAUAUUUUUGCACCUCCGUGAAUGGAUCUGCCCUUCUGCAAAUGUGUUUGCGAAAUUUCUGGAGUUCAUGGAAAAUGCACUGCUUGGCAAGACUUGUAGUAGCACAAGGUCUGGUAAAGCAACAUGGGAAAAGCAUGUACCUUCGUUGCUUCCUUUCAUUCCAAAACUUGUCUCAGAAGUGACAACUGAUUGGCAGUCACACCUUCUUGAGGCAUUUACAAAGACAUUCAGGGAUUGCAAUCCGGAGUCUUCACUUAAAUUGGCUUGCCUGUCCAUGAUUGAAGAAAUGCUAAUUCCUAGAGGAGAUAUGCACUACACGGAAGCAAGUGAUCCUGUGGCAUUAGACUAUCAGACUAUUUGGAUAAGAGAGCUGCCCUUGUUGCUAAUCCUUCUUGGUGAUAAAUGGCCAUCCUCUUCCCAGGUGGUGUUGCACCUUCUACUUCGCUUGGGACAAUUUGCAUGUUGGAACUCUUCCCUCAUUUGGGAAUAUGAAAAUACUCAAUUUGCACUCUGUGAGUUUUACAGCACAUGUCGAGAAGGAAACAUAUACUAUGGUCCUUUCAUGAGACUUCCUAGGGAUUCUCAAGAGCUGUCUAUCUGUUGCCUUUAUUAUUUCUCCAACUUUAGUACACUUUUGCUGAAAGCAAUAACUUCCUGCUGCGUGUGUCCUGAAUUGGAGCCCUAUGUAUUGUUCCUCAUUAUAGAGGUUGUGCAUGCUGCCUAUAAAGCUGGACACAUCCAAUUUGCUGACCACAUCAGCUUCUUCAUUACUUUACUAUCUCGUUUCAAAGUUUACCCUGAAAACAUAUGCCCUGUUAAAGAGAGUGAUGUGCAGAUUUCAAAUUGUGGAACUUUUAAGUCUCUCACCUGCAUGGUUUGCUCAUGCCUUUCACAGAUGGGUGAUAGUUCUGUUGUUUUCCGGAUACUGGAGAAAGCAAUACUUGACCUGAUAUCAUUGAAGCCACAGCUUGACAAUGCAUGUGCAAUGUUGAGAGUGCUCAUCAUGCUGGACUCUAAACCCACUAGACUUUCUGAACAGAGUAUAAUUGCUCUAAGCAAUUUCCUUCCUGGAUAUCUAAUGGAUGUUGUACACUGUAUUCCAGAAGUUGAUGGCAAUGAACUGGCAGUCUCUAAUCAUGUUCAGACAUGCCGUUAUUACCUUCUACCAUGCUUUUUCUUGUUUGAUAGGAGUAACCAGCUUGUGAAGCUUUUCUUGAAUGUGAUGGGCUCAUCCUUAACCGACAGUAGUUUGUCGCUUGAAUCUCAUAAUUCUACCCAAUAUGUCACUGACAGUUUAAGUCGGAUGAAUAAAACUGUUUCCCUUCUUCUAUUAAUUUAUAAGGAUGUUAAAGUUCAGAAAAUUAUGUCUCUAUUUAGAACAGAGAUUGGCUCUAUUAUGCAAAGCAUAGCUUCUUUACAGUCUUCAGAAGUCAACAUGACCAUUGAAGAAAGGCACAAAUUUCAGUGUUCAUUUGAACGGUUAAAGAUUGUCGCCAGUUCAUCACCAGUGGGUUGAUGAUCCAGUGAACUUUGUGCAUGCAAAAAUACAUUUUCCGCUUUGAGGAUGCAGGGGAUCUGGAGUAAUGACGACUCAAAAUGAGCAACGGCAUACUUUGAAGCUGUUGACAAUGGGGGUUGUUAAUGGCAAUGAAUCAAGUCAAACUUUUUGAGGAGAUAUCUAACAAUGCUGGCAUGAUAAAAGCAGCAGGCAGCAAGUGGUGCAACUUGAUGGCAUGAACAUCGGCAAUUGCGGGAGAUCAGCUUGUUCCCUUUCUCUAAUUUUGGCCACGGGUGUUUGCUGUAGGAGAGGGAACAGGAAGGAAGGAAGUUGUGUGUGUGAGAUGAAGCUUUUGUAGAAAUGGAACUGAUCUAUGGUUCAAUGAGGAGAGAGAAGGCAGGUUAUUUGUGUGUGGUUUUUAAGGUUUUGCUAUUAUAAUUUCCAGUUAGAUAGAUUGUCCUUGUAUUCUCAGUUUUGGGUGUGGAAAAUGAAUAAUGCCAACUACAUUGAUGUAUAUGUCGCUGAAAUAUAUGGAAAAUAUAAAGCAAGCAAUUAAUUUA